This is a messenger RNA of Myripristis murdjan (pinecone soldierfish), 5041 nucleotides long. RefSeq names its product phospholipid phosphatase 6 (gene plpp6). The record is from RefSeq and is a predicted model, not a curated record. Gene Ontology annotation, molecular function: sphingosine-1-phosphate phosphatase activity. NCBI's taxonomy places the organism in Eukaryota, Metazoa, Chordata, Actinopteri, Holocentriformes, Holocentridae. The transcript has 2 exons. Bases 197 to 1048 code for a protein of 283 amino acids.
GAAGAAGAAGAAGAACCUUUGCGGCACGAACAACAAAGAUGGCGUUUGUGAAAAGUGUUUCUGAACGUGAAAUGAAUUGUCAAACGUUAAAUUGAUGAACUGAGGAGAGCUACGACCCGCACGGCACUGCAGAAAAUCUGACACUGUGGUGCGACUGGAUUAUACCGAGCUGUCCACGCCGAAAAGAGCAGACCAGAUGCCGUCUCCUAAAGCCAGCAGGAGCGCCGGACGCAGCGGAGGCAGCCCGGUGCUCGGCAGCUCCAACGGGCGCUACGAGUUCAUGUCGUUAAACCGGGCCCCGCCGCCGCACCUGCUCCAGCGGCAGGGCUCCGACCCGGCCACCGCCCGGCUCCGCGCCUCGGAGAGCCCCACUCGGCGUCGGGGCUCCGGCUCCUCCACGGGAUCAACAGGCGGCCAGGGGCUUCCCGAGGAGGACUCCAUCCGCCUCAACCCGUCCAUCAUCGGCGUAGCGCUCAGCUCCCUGCUCGCCAUCGACCUGUGGCUCUCCAAGCGGCUGGGGGUGUGCGCUUGUGAAGACUCCUCCUGGGGCAGCAUUCGCCCAUUGAUGAAACUGAUAGAGAUAUCGGGACAUGGCAUCCCUUGGCUGGCUGGGACCGCCUACUGCCUCUACAAGAGCGACAGCGCUGCAGGACAAGAAGUCAUGCUCAACCUUUUCGUGGCUCUGCUUUUGGAUCUGGUCCUGGUUGGCAUUGUCAAGGCAGUGGUACGUCGGCGCCGGCCAGCCCAUAACCGAAUGGACAUGUUUGCCACGUUCUCUGUGGACCGGUACUCCUUCCCCUCUGGCCACGCCACCCGCGCUGCCAUGUGUGGGCGCUUCCUGCUGGCACACCUGGUCCUGGCUGCCCCCCUGCGGGUGCUGGUUCUGUUGUGGGCCAGCAUGGUGGGCCUGAGUCGGGUGCUGCUGGGCAGGCACAAUGUGACCGAUGUGGUGUUUGGUUUCUGGAUGGGCUACUGCCAGUACAACCUGGUGGAGAUGCUCUGGCUCUCACCUCAAGUCCUGCAAGGGCUGCUGGGACAGCUAGCCUGAGAUACAGGACUGAGGUGAGGGCACUGAAAUCAGGUGAUGUGGCUGAGGCACUGUUCCAUGUACAUGGAGAUGCACACUUGUUUGUUAUUUGUGGAUUAAGAAUUUACCUACCAAUCAUUUGUCAGGCCUGUUAUUUUCAUUAGUGAGGAGGAAAAUGUGUAAACUGAGUGGACUUGACCUUGAGUCAAGGUACUAAGUGUAGAGUGGUGCAUAAUCAAAGUCUUCAGUAUAAAGUAAUGAGCCGUUCUUUCAAACACUAUUUGCUAAAAUAUACACACGACUGCACUUACCCAUCCAUCCACAAGCAAGCUGUCGUAAUACCUAAAGACGCAGGAUUUAAGAAAAAUAAAGCCCGACAAGUUCACAUGCACUGCCUACACCCGAACACCAGUGACAGUGAUAGUCAGCUUUCUAGCUGUGUGUGUUUGUGUGUGUUUUCUCACCGUCCUCAUCUCUUUUUCUGUUGAAUGGAAUGCAGGAGUGGUGAUAUGUGUGGUUUGAUGGGAUGCAACAACACCCAAUACCCAAUCACCGGGGACCAGCCAAAAGUGUAGUCACUGGAGGAAAGGAGAUUUUAGUUUAACCUUAAUGCUGAAGUUUUCUCCUCUGCACAGGAGGAGAGGGGACAUAAAACUCUAUGUGACUAAGUAAAUACUAUGGGAAACUAUUUUUAACAGUGCAUUUACUCACUUUCUGCUUACUCACAUGUUCUUUGUUUCAUUCUCACCCAAAAAAAAAAUGACUGUGAAACAGGUUUAUAAACUUGUGAAGAACUUUGGAAAUGAGUUUGUAACGUUUUUGAAGCAGAAUGCUUUAGAGCUGUAUGACUAAAUGUCAGUGGGAAAACGAUGUACAAUAGAUGUGCAGUGUGCAUUGUACUGAUUAAUUUUUGACAUGUUUGACAAUAAUUUUAUGAUGACAUACUUGGUUUAGUCAUUAGUAGACAUUUUGAAACUGCUGGUUAAAUGUGUGUUACUGCACACGUCAUUUCCCCACAUCAGAAACCUGGGGCCUUGACAGCGGUCAGCGUCACGCUGCCAUUCAGGUCGACUAAAUGUUUAAUUUAUGAAACAGACUGGGGUGCUGCCAAGGUUCAUUAAUCAUUGCCAUGAACUGAAAUGUAAAUAAGGAAUUAUGCCUAGAUUACCUCUGAACAUGGUGUAGACUUUUGAGAAAAAAAAAAUCAAAUGAUGAAAAAAGUAAAAUCAAAUGAUAGUUUGCAUAAGUAUUAAAUCCAUUUACUUUGUUUGGACUAAAUGUCCUUUCCACUGGAAAAUAGCUCAACAUUUCUUGUCAUCUAUUACUUUUUUGUUUAUUUUUGUGAUGUGAUUUUUAUAUUCUGCAGUAGUUUUGGACACUAAACUCUUCUUCAGAUUAUUUUGGAUAUGUGGUUCAUUUACAGGUGACAAGAAACUAGUUAUUUUUAAAGAAAAUAAAAAAUAAUCCCUUUGUGAUCACCAUAGUGGAAGCAGAGAGGCUACAUUUUCAGUGCAUUUUUUCAGUCCUUAUUUAUUGUGGAAGUCACUCGACAGGAAAAAUGCUGCUGAAAUACUUCAAAGUCUUUAUUUUCUGGAAGAGCGAUAAUUUAUAUUUUCUUUGGACCUUGCAAACCUGCCGCCAACCGUACAUAAACCAUAUACUAUAUCAUGUGCUGUACCCUAUCCAUUUAAGUAUUCACAUGAAGAAUUCAACCUGCAGCCCAAAAUCCCCUCACAUCCCAUUGAGACCACACAGUUCCCUCAGUGAGUGACCUGCCUGGUGUGUGUGUGUGUGUGUGUGUGUAAAAACAGGUUUAAAGCUGAAUGUCCUGGGAUACGGGUGAGCACAUUAAUAUUUCCAAGAGUUGAGACUCCAGUGACGCCAGUGACUAAAAUGUUGUAACACAGAUGUGUUCUUGGCAUGUGGCCUGUGACGGAGGCCGUUGACCCCUUGGUCAAUCUUUAGGGCGUGCUGAAAGUUUAAUGUUUUAGGUGCUUUGGGCCUCAGACUUAGAGUGAUAUUUCAUUUUGCCAUCUGAUAUUGCCUUUUUCCCAAUAGCUAGAAAAUCAUACUUCUAACAAAUCUCUGAACUUAAUUGGGUCAAGCAAGCUAAUUUAAUUUUUGGUAACUUUUACAUUGUUGCUUGUGCAUCUUAAUCUAAACAACAACAACAUUCUGCUUAUUUGCAGUUAUCUAUGAAAAUCUGAAAAAAAAUGAUAAUUUUUUUAAAUAGUUAAGCUAAAUUCUAAAUAUAUUAUGCAAUAGAGCUUUUCCACAACUUUUAAACCCUUGUCUAUUUUUAUUCUGAUGUGGUACAGAAUCUGGAUUUUUCUUUUUCUUUUUUUUUUUUUUAGUUCAUAUUUUAAAUAGAUGGCUUUUUUUUAGAGAUAUGCUUGUCUUUAUUUCAUACUGAUUCCUUUUCCUUUUGCUUCAAUAUGAAAGUGGGACAGUUGUAAAUAUAUAUAUAAAAUAGUGUAACAAAGGAGGCACUGCAUUGUUUAUUGUGGAGCUUUAUUGUAUUUUUUCUGUGAGGCUGGCAUACAAUGUAGAGGUUCAGACAAGCUCAUGGCAUGUACCUUGGCAGACCCCAGGAAUAUAUGAAAUCUUAAAACAGUGUUGGUCCCCUGUUGCAUAUCCCCAUUCACAGCUAGUCAUCUUUAGUUUCCUGCUGUGACUCACUGUUUCUUUCUCUUCUAAUUUGCCCUGCUUUCCCUCUUUCCUUCCUCCACAGUAUCUCGCUCCAGUCCCCCUUACUGUGCUUUCUCUGAUCUUUCCUCUCAGUAUCUCUUUCAGGACCAAGCAGAUGAAUUGUAUUUUCUGCUUCCUUCUAAUAAGUUGCCCAGCAGCAGGUACCGACCCUUUCCCUCACCUCAGAAAGUGUCCUCACAUCCCUUUGAAUAUCAGAACCACAUCUUUCCUCACUGUCUCUCACAGCCCGUUCAGAAGCCAACUCCCAGUCAGUUGCAGCGAAGCAUUUACUUCCAAUUUUGUUUGGCUGUUGAUGAGGAAAUUGGUCAGAAAUGUGAAAUAUGGUUUCUCCCAUCCUGUGAUGAAACAUGUUUGAAAUGGCUACAAAUUUGUGGGGGGGAAAACGUGUCAGAGAGAGUUUUUACAGCAUUAAAUACCUUUUGAGAACUGUUUAAACUUCUGUCUCUGACUGUGAGCAACUUUUUGUGCCUGGUGCCAGUUGGCACCAGCGUGUGAUAUGAGGUGACAUAAUCGAGCAGACUUUCCCCUGGUACUCUGAUGACCAGCUGUUGAAUGUUUUAUUGACUUCUUAGAUGCUGUACAUUGUUUUGGCAAUAAUUGACCAGUGAUUUCCUAAGUGCAAACUUGGGCUUUUAAAAUUAAGCUUCCUCGACCAGCAAGUGGACCACAACCACUGCAAACAGUCUGAUUCCUAUCUGUGUCCUCACAUGUCAAACAUAAAUCACACAAUGCAAAAUUCUGAGACCAAAUGAUGAUCUUUAUUAUUACUUGUCGGGCUGUUUUGCUUUUUAAUUGUUGUAAGAAGCCUAGAGACACUGCAAAGAAGAAAACGUGUUGAUCACAAUGAGCACUAACAUGUUUUGUGUAUUAGAAAUACAAUUUUCACAUUCCAUGUUCCUGUUUACUCAGAGGUUGAGAAUGACCACAAUAAGGAAAGAUGCAUUUUGUUUCUUUUAUCAAUUUUCAUCACAUUUAUUCCAAAAAUAACUGAAUGCCCAAACUGUAAAGUCUAAAUCCAAACUCAGAGCCAGCUCCAUCACAUUGCACUGCACUCUUUUGCCAGCCAUGUACUAUAAAUUACACUGUUGUGUGUUUACUGUAUAAUACUUACACUGAAGUAUCUUGACAAGAAUGUGUGUAUAUAUAUGAUAUAUAUUUAAUCAUUUGAUACUACUGUUCAAUGUUCAGUGGAGUUGAAUGUGGUUACAAUUAUUGCUGUUUAAUAUUCCCUGAGUUGGGAAGGUUUACUGCUGAAUGAUUUGACUGUAGUUGUGACUUUUUAAUAAAAAAUAGAGAACACGUUUG